Hipposideros armiger (great roundleaf bat) is the source of this 2109-nucleotide messenger RNA. RefSeq names its product zinc finger X-linked protein ZXDB. Gene Ontology annotation, biological process: regulation of transcription by RNA polymerase II. Gene Ontology annotation, molecular function: transcription coregulator activity. The record is from RefSeq and is a predicted model, not a curated record. Gene Ontology annotation, cellular component: nucleus. The transcript has a single exon. The coding region runs from base 101 to 1717 and encodes 538 amino acids. NCBI's taxonomy places the organism in Eukaryota, Metazoa, Chordata, Mammalia, Chiroptera, Hipposideridae.
GCCGGCCCCGGCGCCCGAGGAGGAGGCCGAGGGCCCGGCCGCCGCCAUCGCCGCCGCCGCCGCCGAGAGCCCCCGCGGGCCGCUGGGCCCGGGCUCGGGCAUGCUGCUGUACCUGUGUCCCGAGGCGCAGUGCGGGCAAACGUUCGCCAAGAAGCACCAGCUGAAGGUGCACCUGCUGACGCACAGCAGCAGCCAGGGCCAGCGGCCCUUCAAGUGCCCCCUGGGCGGCUGCGGCUGGACCUUCACCACCUCGUACAAGCUCAAGCGGCACCUGCAGUCACACGACAAGCUGCGGCCCUUCGGCUGCCCGGCCGAGGGCUGCGGCAAGAGCUUCACCACCGUGUACAACCUCAAGGCGCACAUGAAGGGCCACGAGCAGGAGAACUCGUUCAAGUGCGAGGUGUGCGAGGAGAGCUUCCCCACGCAGGCCAAGCUCAGCGCGCACCAGCGCAGCCACUUCGAGCCCGAGCGGCCCUACCAGUGCGCGUUUUCCGGCUGCAAGAAGACCUUCAUCACCGUGAGCGCCCUCUUCUCCCACAACCGCGCCCACUUCAGGGAGCAGGAACUCUUCUCCUGCUCCUUUCCUGGCUGCAGCAAGCAGUACGACAAGGCCUGUCGCCUGAAAAUCCACCUGCGCAGCCACACGGGCGAGCGCCCUUUCCUGUGUGACUUCGACGGCUGCGGCUGGAACUUCACCAGCAUGUCCAAGCUCUUGAGGCACAAGAGGAAGCACGACGACGACCGCAGGUUCACGUGCCCGGUGGAGGGCUGCGGCAAGUCGUUCACGAGGGCCGAGCAUCUGAAGGGCCACAGCAUCACCCACCUGGGCACCAAGCCUUUCGUGUGCCCCGUGGAAGGCUGCUGCGCCCGGUUCUCGGCUCGCAGCAGCCUCUACAUUCACUCCAAGAAGCACGUGCAGGAUGUGGACGCCUGGAAAAGCCGCUGCCCGGUCUCCACGUGCAACAAACUCUUCACGUCCAAGCACAGCAUGAAAACCCACAUGGCCAAGAGGCACAACCUGGGCCAGGACCUCUUAGCCCAGCUGGAAGCGGCCAACUCGCUCACGCCCAGCAGUGAGCUGGCCAGCCAGGGACAGAGUGACCUCAGCGACGCGGAGCUGGUGUCUCUCUUCUCGGACGUGCCCACGGGCGGCGGCUCCGCGGCAGUGCUGGACACGGCGUUGGUGAACUCGGGCAUCCUGACUAUCGAUGUGGCCUCUGUGAGCUCAACUCUGGCAGGGAGCCUCCCCGCAGCUCACGGCAGCGGUUCGCUGGGGCAGGCCGUGGACCCUCGGGCCUUGCUGGCCACCACUGACCUCCCCCAGAGUCUGGAUACCUCGCUCUUUUUUGGAACGACCGCCGCCGCUUUUCAGCAGAGCCCCUUAGACAUGGACGAUGUCUCUAGUCCAAGCGCGGGGCCACUGGGACCUCUGGGCUCUCUGGUUUUGAAAAACUCCGCCCAGGAGCCCCAAGCCCUGACCCCCAGCAGCAAGCUGACGGUCGACACGGAUGCCCUGACUCCGUCCAGCACCCUUUGUGAAAACAGUGUCUCAGAGCUCCUGACGCCAACCAAAGCAGAGUGGAACGUGCACCCUGACUCGGACUUCUUUGGACAGGAAGAAGAAACCCAGUUUGCAUUCUCCAACCCAGCCGGAAGCCAUGGCUGUCAGAAAGAAACGGAUCUCAUCACAGUGACCGGCAGCUCGUUUUUGGUAUGAACCGACUCUCCUCAUUCCUCGCCACGUGGCUUACUUUUCUUAACUUACACCCGGUUUUCAGGAUGCUCUGGACUAAGGGUUUAAAGGCGGUCUUUUUUUUUUUAUAGGUCUGAAAAGGAGCAGAGCCCUGGGCUACAAGUUGGGAGAUGUCCGUUCUGAUCUUGAGUCGGGAACUGACAAGUUGUGCCACCCUGACUGAGCGAGUCACUUAACCUACCUGAGCCUUAAUUUCCUUAUUUAUAAAAUGAGGUGGUUUGAAUAGAUUGUUUCCAAGGUCUUUUCAGCUCUUUAUUUUCACGAUGCUGUGCUCUUUUUUUGAAAAUUGUAGGGCAUUUUAAAGUGAUUAAGUAUUGCAUGUGCUUCUAAUGUAAUAAAAAGUGCAUUGAGAGUUA